Molecule: messenger RNA, 802 nt
Organism: Myxozyma melibiosi
Lineage: Eukaryota; Fungi; Ascomycota; Lipomycetes; Lipomycetales; Lipomycetaceae
Product: DNA replication complex GINS protein psf1
Exons: 2
Coding region: 32-691 (219 amino acids)
Biological process (GO): DNA strand elongation involved in mitotic DNA replication; DNA replication
Cellular component (GO): GINS complex
Source: RefSeq, a predicted model, not a curated record
CAACAACAUCAACAUCAACAUCAACAGCAAGAUGUACGGCGAUCUGGCAAUGAAACUGGCGCAGGACGCGCGGAGAGUACAGACCCUCGAAUCGCUUCCUGCGUAUCAAGUAGAUCUCGUGGCCUCGAUCGUUCGCGAGAUUCGAGACUUGAAUCGCGAUUUCAAUAUUCUAUUAAAAAAGCAAGGUCCCGACUACGAUCCCAGACGGCAUGGCGAAGCUUCCUGUGCGCUUUUUAUUCUUCAGCUUUGUGUUCAACGGAAUAAGCGAUCACUGCUGGCAUAUCAUCGGUUACGAGCUAAGCGGAUAGAGGAGCUAGCCUGGGCAGGCGUCGACGCUGCGUCUGCGGGCGAGGAGAACAGCGGUAGUGGUAACGCAAAUAGCAGCAGUGGUGCUGGUGGGACCCGCGGUAGUACUUCGUUGACUGCAGGAUGGCACCCGGAUGAGGACGAGUACUUUAGAGGAUUCUCGGACGUGCUGGCAGAGCUGAAAGGAGAGUGGACAGAUAUUGACCUCGUCGGCCCUAUGGACCCUCCGCGGGACCUGUUCAUCGAUGUGCGUGUUUUGAAGGAUGCAGGCGAUAUUCAAACGGAAUAUGGAAUGAUCUCACUCACGAGAAACAGUCAAUUCUACGUACGUCAGGCAGACGUCGAGCGUCUGAUUCAGCAGGGCUACUUGCUGAAGAUGAGCUAGCAACGGUGCAGAUUCAUCCUUCUUUGUUUAUUUUUCUUGGGCAGGCGUUCUUCUUCGACACCACUUCAAUCAUCUUUUUAUAUCUCAGUCUCGAUGAUUUAAUAUGCAUAU